AUGAAAGUACACAAUAUUCUCAGGCAAGCAUUUGUUAUUUCUGCGGGCGUUUCAGCUGCAUUGAAUAAGACCACCCCCGUAAGUACCAGUUCUGGCCUUCCUGUUAUCGAAGUUUUUGGUAAUAAAUUCUUUGAGUCAGAAACGGGGGAACAAUUCUUCAUUAAAGGUAUAGCGUAUCAACCUAGUAACGCACCCCAAGAACAUGAUACCGGGGCGCCUUCUGACACAAAAUACAUCGAUCCUUUGGCUGAAGUAGAAAUAUGUAAAAGAGAUUUGCCAUACUUGAAAAAAUUGGGAGUUAAUACAAUCCGUGUCUAUUCGAUAGAUCCAACAAAGUCUCAUGAUAUCUGUAUGGAAGAAUUCGCAAAGAAUGGAAUUUAUGUUUUAAUUGACCUAUCAGAACCAGAUGUUUCAAUAAUACGGGAGACUCCUAGCUGGGAUGUUAAGGUAUUUCAACGUUAUAAAGAUGUUGUUGAUUCAAUGCAAAAGUUUGACAAUGUCUUGGGGUUCUUUGCAGGGAAUGAAGUUACCAACGACAGAACAAAUACACAUGCAUCUCCGUUUGUUAAGGCUGCAAUCAGAGAUGUGAAAAAUUACAUCAAACAGAUGGGAUACAGAGAUCUUCCUGUUGGAUACUCUACUAAUGAUGACCAAGAGACCAGGGACAACUUGGCGAAUUACUUUGUUUGCGGAAAUGUUACUGCUGACUUUUAUGGUAUAAAUAUGUACGAGUGGUGUGGUCAUUCAUCAUACGGUACUAGCGGCUACAGAGAAAGAACUAAUGAGUUUAGGAACUUUCCAGUCCCUGUAUUUUUCUCAGAGUUUGGAUGUAAUGCUGUAAGACCUAGACCUUUCACUGAAGUUCAGGCAUUAUAUGGCCCAUUGAUGACCCCUGUUUGGUCUGGUGGAUUGGCAUAUAUGUAUUUUGAGGAGGAUAAUGAAUAUGGAGUUGUAAAAGUUACAAGAGACAACCAGGUUUUGGAAUUACCUGACUUCAAAAACCUUCAGAAAGAAUACGAGAAAGCAUCUCCAAAGGGAGUAAAAAGGAAAGACUACGAACGGACCUUUAAAGAAACCGUAAGGGACUGUCCAAAAAGAAGUGAAAUAUGGCAUGCUGCGGACGAAUUACCCCCUACUCCAGACACUAGAAAGUGUGGCUGUUUAGAGCAAUCCUUACCUUGUCUUUCAUUAUACCUCCAAGACCCAAUGUCAUAUAAAAACUACUUUGAGUACGUCUGUGGUUUUGUUAACUGUAUGGAUAUUAACGGCGAUGGAAGAACCGGUGUAUAUGGGGAAUAUUCCGAUUGUGACACUAGGCAUAAGUUAAGUUUACAACUCAGCAAACUAUACAUAAGACGUAAGAUCACUAAAAAUGAGUGUCCAAUUGCAAGUAACGAUUUCUUUUUUAAUGCCAAAAGUAUUGCAGUUACUCAACAGUGUCAGGUGGUGAUGGAAGAUGUUAAACGCCAAGCAAUGAAGAAAUUAGUAGAAGUUCCGAUGAAGCAGCAAGCAGGAAAAGAAAAUGAUGCAGGUAGUAGUACCCUACAGCGACUACAAACAGCACUUACAGCGCUAUUACCCAUCCUUGCUCUAUUCUUCCACCUAGAGUUUACGUAG
Eremothecium sinecaudum is the source of this 1617-nucleotide messenger RNA. It is a transcript of the gene GAS2, whose product is annotated as 1,3-beta-glucanosyltransferase. The record is from RefSeq and is a predicted model, not a curated record. Gene Ontology annotation, biological process: fungal-type cell wall (1->3)-beta-D-glucan biosynthetic process. Bases 1 to 1617 code for a protein of 538 amino acids. Gene Ontology annotation, molecular function: 1,3-beta-glucanosyltransferase activity. NCBI's taxonomy places the organism in Eukaryota, Fungi, Ascomycota, Saccharomycetes, Saccharomycetales, Saccharomycetaceae. Gene Ontology annotation, cellular component: fungal-type cell wall; cytoplasm. The transcript has a single exon.